This is a messenger RNA of Aplysia californica (California sea hare), 4595 nucleotides long. Its product is annotated as PTB domain-containing engulfment adapter protein 1. The transcript is spliced from 13 exons. Bases 1183 to 2643 code for a protein of 486 amino acids. Lineage: Eukaryota; Metazoa; Mollusca; Gastropoda; Aplysiida; Aplysiidae. The record is from RefSeq and is a predicted model, not a curated record.
UACGUGUGCGUGUGCUGCUGAUGCUGUGUCAUGCAUGCUGUGCUUGUGGCUGGUGCUGUGUAGACAAAUUAUACAUUAGCGCCACGACGUGCCGUGCUUCGUUUGGAGAACAAUUAACGCGGUGUUUCCGUUGCAGUGUAAGAGCAGUGGGACGACCGUGCAUAUAUAAUAUAAUAUUAUUCUCGCGAAGUGUGCUGUUCUUAACUUCACGAUUAAGUCUACGUUUUACUCCUUCGACGACACGCUUAAUAAUAUAAUCAAUUAUAAUAGUAGGCCUAUUCUCGGAAAGCGUGUUGUUGUGAAAUUCACGAGCAAGUCUACGUUGACAUUGUCUUCCUUCCUCACAUGCAUUGUAUUAUCAUCAUAUUCCCGCGUUAUUAUUAGUGUGUGCUGUUCUAAAAUUCACGACCAAGUAUAGCCUACGUGGUUUCCUUUCAGGGGAAUUCACGGAUGUUGACAUUCUCACACUCACGCACGUUCUUCCCGGCCUUGUGACGUGUAGGUUUAUACAUAGAUCUAGAUCUAUAUAGCUGUGUGGAGAGAACGAUACAUACAUUUUAUGGGAAUAGAAUUCAUGGAUAUUAUUACGUGUGUGCAGUGUGCAGUGUAUAGCAGCUUCUGGGGGCGUGGGUCAAACAAAUAGAUGGAAGACAUUUUUUUGUUUACAGUUUAAAUAAAGUGUGAACUUUGUGGAACGAAUGGUGAGAUGAUGUCUCAAUCGCUGACAUAAUAUCUAACUAGACAGUGACCAUGGUUGUAAGAACGGGCUACUCAGUUCGCAGUAUUAUCUGAUGCAUCAGCAUGAACUGACUAAAUAGACAAGGAAUAUUUCACUUCUCAAGAGAUUUGUUAAACUGUGUUCUGUGAACUGUCGAGGACUCUACAAAGGAUAUUUGUGAUACAGGCGGCAUUCAUAUAGUCAGAAAGUUGUUGAUGCUCUCAGCGUAGAAACUCCAAACAGAGCAAAACAGCAGAGAAAACCCCAGACAAGGCAAAAAAGGAAACUACUCCAUUCGCUCAAAAACAAACCCAAACACCCUCUCCCCCGAAAAAGACAACCUCCACCCCUUAAAAAGCCUCCCCCACCACAACCCCCCAACCCCAGAACAACCCCCACCCCGGAAAAAAACCAAGAAAAAACAAAACCUUUCAUUCCAUCCUCAAUUCCUCUCGCCGUCCACCAUGGACGUGGCCAAAGUCGCCAAGGACUACUUCCUGAGUUCUCAGAGCAGUCUGCUUAUUCCCAACAGGGAGUACGGGAGCCGAAAGCUGAUUCACGUGGGCAUCACGCGCUCAUCCAGCCUCGGUGGCAUCAAGCCUGACGACUCACUCUCAGCCGACGACAGCCCAGAGUUCGCUGCGCAGCAAGGAGGAGGAGGAGGAGGAGGAGUAGGAGGAGGAGCAGGUGUUGUGAGUCCGACCCGACCCUCUGGCCUCAAGGGACUGCUCGUUGGGGGCGCGGAGCAAGCCAGGAACCUCAGUCUCAAGCUGAAGAAUCAGGCCAUGAGAUCAGGUAGCAAGCAAUGGCUCCACCCGCCAGAGGCGCUUCUGAGGGGCCACAUAUUGUACACAGUGAAGUUUCUCGGAGAAUGCACUGUGGAACAGCCCAAAGGCACAGAAGUUGUCAAGGACGCAAUUCGGAAGAUGAAGUUCAGCAAACAUAUCAAAAGGGCGGAGGGUCAGAAACCGCCAAAAGUUGAUCUGACCGUCUCGGCGGAAGCCGUCAAGGUUCUGGAUCCAAAGUCAAGAGCAAUACUGCAUCAGUAUCCGCUGCACAGAAUCUCUUACUGUGCAGAUGACAAGUCGGACAAAAGAAUGUUCACCUUUAUCGCCAAAGCAGCAACCUCUAAUGAUCACUAUUGCUAUGUAUUUGACAGCGAGAAAUGUGCUGAAGAAAUCACAUUGACCAUUGGUCAAGCUUUUGAUUUGGCCUACAAACAGUUUUUAGAGGCAUCGACAACGGAUUCCGACAUCAGAAAACAGUGUUUAUUGCUGCAGAAAAAGGUUCAGACGCUGCAGUUUGAGAACGAUGAACUGAAGAAAAGAGUUGUACAACUUGAGCAGAUGAAGGACAGAUCGGACGUGGAGAGCUACAUGAAGAACAACCAGAUUAAUGACCUCUCUUCUGUGAGCUUGACCCUUAGAGAAAGUUCUACAGAGGACGAUGAUGCUGUGUAUUCCACGCCUGAGCACCAGCAGAGAACAUCGGUGGUGGGCCGGCGACUUGAGAACUUGAUGCUAGGUGAUGUGGCAGCCAGCAGCCCCGCCCCCGCCACGCCCCCACAGCAGACCAAUGGCAAAUACCACGGUGCUGAGACAACCGGGGCGGUGCCUGCCAUGCCUCUAUUGAGCCCACCACCUUCCAGCUCCCGCCAGACUCGUGCCAGUUCGUCCCGUGGAGCCAACAGCAGUGGCAGCAGCGCCAUGUUUGCUCAGAGCCCUAAUAACCCUUUUGCGGCCAGCCCACAAGCAGCACCCAGCCCUGGCCAAGUGGACCCGUUUGGCAUGCAGGCUUUCAACCCUGGGGAGUCAGGCUCCGAGAAUGAACUUUGGGACAUACGGGCGGGAUUCAGCAGAGGACUUUCUUUUGGGGCAGACGAUUUCAGUCUGGAUGACCUUGACCCACUGAAUCAGAGGCUGUAGAUGGAGGUGAAGGUCAUGCUGUGAUUGAGACACCUGUAACUACUCAAGGACACAGUCAAUACUCAAUGCCUGUCAACGUAUUCUACCCAACUUUCCUCCUUUCACGAUCCGUCAGAAGGACAAGCUACAUCUAUCUAGUCACAGAGGAGCAGUAACAUUCCAGCGACAAAACGAGAAUUUGCUGAGAACUGUGGCUUUCGACAGAUUGACUGACUGAAUAUUGUGCGUUUGUGUUGUCUUGCCUCUGCUAUUUCUCCUUUCUCCUGAGUCUGAUUUGUCCACAGGUCUCACAACUAUGUGUAAGAGACCGAGGGUAGAGUCUUUUGUGUUUCAGACCCCUUACACACUGGUGUGAAGCCUAGGUUAUGAUUGAAGUGUGUGCCAGUGGGUUUGGAGAGGGAUGGAGGGGGUUACACUUCUUGGGGCAGGAUAGGAUAUAUGAACCAUGGUUCGUUAAUGGAGAAUUGAACAUUACUUUACACUUUGUGUAAGAGAUGAAUCAAGGUAAAUUUGAACGGUAGUAUUGAAUGUUACAUUACACUUUGUGUAAAAAAUGAAUCAAGUUUUGUUAACAUGGAACUGAAUGUAACAUUACACUUUGUGUAAGAGAUGAAGAAAGGUAAAUUUUAAUUAUAGUAAUCAAUGUUACAUUACACUUCGUAUAAAAGAUAAAUCAAGGUUAAUUAUUUAAUGUAGAAUUUAAUAUUGCAUUAUACUUUGUGUAAGAGAUAAAUCAGUUAUUUUAAAUGUAGAAUUGAAUGUCACAUUAUAUUUUGAGUCAGAGAUGAAUUAAGGUUCAUUAAUGAAAAAAAAAAAAUGUUAUGUUGCACUUUGUGAAGGAGAUGAGCCGAAGUUAGUUAACCCAGUCAUUGCUCUGUCCCCGUCAUUUUAUGCAAGAAAAAUUCUGAAAUUAUGCAAACUGAGCCCGAAAAAGUGAAAUUAUGCGAUUCUGUUAAUUUUAACAAAGAAAGAAAAAUAAUCAGAAAUUAUGCGAAAAAUUAUCAAAUUUUGCUAAAUUAUGCUGGGUGCAUAAAACCACAGAGACAGAUUGCUUUUGCAUCCCGAUGGGACGUUGCUACCUCUGUACUAAUUCGACAUGAAUAAGCUUGAUUAUGACAGCCUGCAGCUUUGUGUGGUGAGCGUCUGAGCCGCAGCUAGAUCUAGUAAGGAUUGGGUUGAUGUAGAACUGAAUUUCGAUAACUUUACUUUUUUGUCUUCUCCUCUGCGUUUGGAAAUCCUUUUCAUUUCCGUGUCCUGUAAGUUUAUUUUCUGUGCACAAUUGUUGUGUGUGUGUGUUUGUGUCUGCGCGCGCGGGCGUGUGUGUGUGUAUGUGUGUGUGUGUGUGUGUGUGUGUGCGCGUGUGUGUAUUUGUGUGUGUGUGAGUAUGUGCAUGCAUGCUUGCUUGCUGCACCUCACACAGGUCACAAGGGGUCGUUCACCUGUAUGCACAAAUUGUUAAGUAGGUAAUAACGUAAUGUAUUAUAUUUUGUUCCUCCCCUCACAUGGGUCAGACAGAUUUCUGUAGAGAUGCAGUGUACAAUAAUGACUUGUUACAUUCACGUAAAGAGCGCCUCAACCCCUUAUAAAUAUCUCUUUCUCUUUCUCACUCUUGCCCCUUUUCCUCCUUCUGGCCAUCUAUCUCUCUCUCACCCUCUUUCUAUCUCCCACGCUUUGUCUCUUUCUACUAGAGCAAUAGAUACUACUGAGUUUUACUGUGUUUUUUUUCCUUGCCAUAUAUUGUCCCCCCCUCCCCGCCUCCCUCUCCCUCAUGCAGAAAAUGUUAUUAUACCAUAAUAUGUGAUCGUACUUUUAGCUAGCUUUGAUUGGUGGAAAUAAAGACAGUAAGGUUUUAAAAAAUUGUUUGUCUUUCUUGAGCCAGUGCAUUGGCUUAAUAAUAUGUCCAGCAAUUAGGACUUUGUGUAAUAAAAAUAAAAUAUGUUGAAAAAAGAGUU